ACCGGCCCUUCCCACUCCCAUCCACCAAAAGGGCCCCCCUCAUCAUCACUGUUUGUUGUUCCUCCACUCACUCCAUCAUACACAGUGCUGUCGCAUUGCUGCAUUUCUGCAUCUAUCGCCACUAAACAUCGCACCAAUAUUUUGUCGCGUAGUCAUCUAUCACGUUUGUGCUCAUCACACAAUCAUGUCAGGGCUACCCUACCUCCAGAAACUGCGCAAAAGCGAUCUCACCGAGUUCGCCGAGACCAGCAAGUUGACAGAUUAUGCUUCUCUGAAGAAAGCCGAACUCGAAGUCGCGCUCGAUGAGCAUCUGCGCACCAACUCGACCACCUACGCCAAGGUACCUUCUUUGAGCGAAUACUACAAGCGCCUGAGCAGCACUUCGCGAUCACCCAUCAAGCGCCUCGCGGAAAAGGUCUCGGAGACGCUCAAGUCGGACGAAGAGAGCACCGCGCCCGUCAAAAAGUCCCGGCGCAAGACAACUGCACCCGCAGAAGACACAACCGACAAUGAAUCACCAGUGACUACUCUCAUCAAGCAACCAGCAAAGGAGAUUGCGCGUCGUUCGUCUAUCUUGAGGUCCCAGAUGCCCAUCCCACCAUCACCAGCUGUGGUCACGGAUGCUAUUGAGCAACAAACGCGUCGCAUUCGCACUUCCGUCUCCCACGCUUACGAUGAGACCCAUAUUCACGAAUUCUCUGACGCCGCACGCGAUUACCUCUCAUCGCCCUUGACUGUCACGAUCCUGGCCACCUUACUCGAGGUUUAUGGUCUUCGCGCACAGGUCUUGCCCAACAAACUGUUGACAGAGGUGCCUGCGAUUCCCUACAUCAAGUCGACAAAGACAGCCAUCAGUGUGCCCGACUUGUUCUUGCUCUUGGACACCAAGUUCUGGGCUCCUUUCUCUCUAUGGACCUUGACGUCUCUGAUCCUCCCGGCGAUAAUCUCGUACUUUAUCAACCUGCCACUCAAAGCUCAUCCAAGUCACUCUUACUCGACACGCCGAGCCGCCGUUCAACACAAUGCGCAAAUGCAGUUUGACCCAUUCAUCUUCAAUCUCGCCAAGGGUCUGAUCGCCUACCUGGUCUAUGCACAGCACUUCAACCUGGCUGGUAGCUACCAGCAUUUCACGAUCGCCACAGUGAAUGAAAGCAUACUUGGUGGAGUCUCUGCAAUCCUCAUCAGCUCCGGUAUUGGUGCUGCUGUGAGCUUGUACGAAGCCGUGUUGAAGAAGUAAACGUUGGUGGUGGACGAAUAUAGGAGUAGGAGUAGCUUGGUCGCGAUGCUGUUUGCGUUUUACGUCGAUCAAUGUACAGAGCUUGCCGUUGGAAAAACUGGAUUUGGACGAGUUAUGAGUCUCCUGAGGCGACAUGACACGGGCGUUUUGGGUGUCGCGUUCUGGCACAUUGUCAGGUGCUAGUUGGUUUCUUGCUGCUUAUACCCAUGGCGCUAUCCUUAGCGAGUGUGUGUCUGGUGCAUACAUAAGGGAGAACUACAUCUACAGUCGUUGUUAUGCUUAAGAUCACGCCUGAAUUGAUGGCGAUUCAGUCUCGUUGCUCGAAUAUAAAUGCACAGCUUCAUGAUGCCAAUUCACCAUAAGCUGCUUUACAGGUUCCAUUUUUAUGUCAA
This is a messenger RNA of Exophiala viscosa, 1629 nucleotides long. RefSeq lists its product as uncharacterized. NCBI's taxonomy places the organism in Eukaryota, Fungi, Ascomycota, Eurotiomycetes, Chaetothyriales, Herpotrichiellaceae. Gene Ontology annotation, cellular component: membrane. The record is from RefSeq and is a predicted model, not a curated record. Bases 185 to 1237 code for a protein of 350 amino acids. The transcript is spliced from 3 exons.